Messenger RNA from Lipotes vexillifer (Yangtze River dolphin), 906 nucleotides. Its product is annotated as sulfotransferase 1C4. The record is from RefSeq and is a predicted model, not a curated record. Lineage: Eukaryota; Metazoa; Chordata; Mammalia; Artiodactyla; Lipotidae. The transcript is spliced from 7 exons. Gene Ontology annotation, molecular function: sulfotransferase activity. Bases 10 to 906 code for a protein of 298 amino acids.
UUGAACAAAAUGGAGGAUUUAAAAUAUGACAGCACGGAGCGCCUGGCUGUGGACUACGUGGAGGGGAUUCUGCAGCCCACGCCCACCUGUGACACCUGGGAUCAGAUCUGGAACUUCCAAGCCAGGCCUGAUGACCUGCUCAUUUCCACCUACCCGAAAGCAGGAACAACCUGGACGCAGGAGAUCGUGGACUUGAUACAAAACAAGGGUGACAUUGACAGAAGCCAGCGGGCACCUACUCACGAGCGAUUCCCCUUCAUCGAGUGGAAAAUCCCGGGCAUGGAAUCUGGCUUGGAACAAGCUAAUGCAAUGCCCUCACCACGGAUCCUGAAGACGCACCUUCCCAUCCACUUGCUGCCACCAUCCUUCCUGGAGAAAAACUGUAAGAUAAUCUCCGUAGCAAGAAACCCCAAGGACAGCAUGGUGUCUUAUUACCACUUCCACAGGAUGAAUAAAGGGCUUCCCGCUCCAGGAACCUGGGAAGAGUACUUUGAGAGUUUUCUGGCUGGGAACGUGUGCUGGGGCUCCUGGUACGAGCACGGGAAGGGAUGGUGGGACGCCAAGGACCAGCACCGCAUCCUCUAUCUCUUCUACGAGGACAUGAAGAGGAACCCAAAGCAUGAAAUUCUGAAGCUGGCAGAAUUUAUUGGAAAGAACCUAGAUGAUAAAGUUCUGGAUAAAAUUGUCCAUUACAGUUCAUUUGACGUCAUGAAGCAGAACCCAAUGGCAAACUACACGUCGAUUCCAGCUCCAUUCAUGAACCACUCUAUUUCUCCAUUCAUGAGAAAAGGGGCCGUGGGAGAUUGGAAGAAUCACUUCACUGUGGCCCAGAACGAGAGAUUUGAUGAAGAUCACAAGAGGAAGAUGGCUGACACCACUCUAACUUCCCACAUCCGAUUCUUGUAA